AUGAAGGUCACCCUCGCCCUCUCCCUCCUUCCUCUGGCUAUCGCCUCGCCAACGUACCCAGCCUCUCAGAAGCCCAAGCCAGCUCCAGGUCUUGCCGACCUCGCGAAGAAGGCAGGCCUGAAGUACUUCGGCACAGCGAUCGACAACGUCGUCCUCGACAACAAACAAUACACCGACAUUGCCUUCAACAAGUCCGAGUUCAACCAGGUCACCCCCGCCAACGGCCAGAAAUGGGUCAACAUCGAGCCAUCCCGCAAUGUCUUCAACUACACUCUCGGCGACCAAAUCGUCGUGCCCAGCAAGAAAGCAGGCCAGCUGCGCCGCUGCCACAACUUCGUCUGGCAUCAGCAGCUCCCCACGUGGCUCACAUCCCAAAAGUGGAGCAAGCAGGAGCUCAUCGACAUCCUCGAGAACCACAUCAAGAACGAAGCCCGCCACUACUACAACGACUGCUACGCCUGGGACGUGGUCAACGAAGCCUUCAACGACAACGGCACGUACCGCUCCGACAUUUGGCUCGACACCAUCGGGCCGUCUUACAUCGAGUACGCGUUCAAAUUCGCGCGCAAGUACACCGCGCCGGGCACGAAGCUGUACUAUAACGAUUACAACAUGGAGACUGUGAACAACAAGACCCUCGCUGUGCAGGCCCUGGUCAAGGACUUCCAGAAGCGGCGCGUCCCUAUUGAUGGAAUCGGUCUGCAAGCGCACUUCGUCACCGGCAGCUCGCCGAGCUACGACCAGAUCCGCGCGGCGCAGCAACUCUACACGUCGCUCGGUCUUGAAACCGCGCUCACGGAGUUGGAUGUGCGCACCGCGUUGCCCGACGACGCGACCAAACAGGCCACCCAGGCGAAGAACUAUGCUGACUCGGUUAAGGCAUGUGUGGAUGAGGAGCGCUGCGUCGGAGUCACAGUUUGGGAUUUCUGGGACCCCGUGUCGUGGGUGCCGUCCACCUUUCCGGGGCAGGGGAAUGCGACGCUGUACAACACUGAUUUCAGCCGCAAGCCGGCGUACUAUGCUGUUGCGGAUGUGCUGAAGGCUGCUGCGAAGUAG
Molecule: messenger RNA, 1056 nt
Organism: Macroventuria anomochaeta
Lineage: Eukaryota; Fungi; Ascomycota; Dothideomycetes; Pleosporales; Didymellaceae
Product: glycoside hydrolase family 10 protein
Exons: 1
Coding region: 1-1056 (351 amino acids)
Biological process (GO): carbohydrate metabolic process
Molecular function (GO): hydrolase activity, hydrolyzing O-glycosyl compounds
Source: RefSeq, a predicted model, not a curated record